Cydia splendana is the source of this 1055-nucleotide messenger RNA. RefSeq lists its product as uncharacterized. The coding region runs from base 114 to 923 and encodes 269 amino acids. The transcript is spliced from 6 exons. Lineage: Eukaryota; Metazoa; Arthropoda; Insecta; Lepidoptera; Tortricidae. Gene Ontology annotation, molecular function: signaling receptor binding. The record is from RefSeq and is a predicted model, not a curated record.
UCUAGUUUCUUAUAAAAAGUAAACAAGUAUUGUGAGCUUUGUAUACAUCUUGCACGUAUGUUUCAUAUCAGUAUCCUCUCAUAUUGCAUGCUGCGUAACCUUGACUACUAAGGAUGGAUCCCAAGCAAGAUACAUUCAAUGAGUCAGUGUCUUCAAUAUUAGAGCGGAAAGUUAGGGGGUGGUUAAGUGGAGUGAUUGAUGAUAUGCGCCGCAGCAGUCCUGUGCAGCAGUGGCUGGACUCCCUCCCGGCCGACGGUGUCGACAAUGACGCUGAAAAACGAGAUGAAGAGACCCUUAAAGUAGUCAAAUCUGAUGAUAGCAAAGCUGAAUCGGUCACUGAUAACACGGUUGUCGAGGCCACUGAUGAAGUACAAGAAGAACGAAACUUAGAUGUACCUACUCCUAAAGAUUGGAAAAGAAAAUCGCUAGAAAGUGGGGUGCUUACAAGUGCAUCUCCUGGCAAUGUUAGGAAAAGGUUACAGAGAGAUCAUUCUGUUCAGUCUGAGGGUUAUUCUCCUAAACUGAAAAAUCCACUUCUAAGAGAUUAUUCCCUUCAGUCAGAUGCAAGUGGAUCGAGUGGCAGUUCGGUUCUGAAUGUGCUUGGAGCUAGAAAAGUGGAUGCCGAGUCAGUACUACUGGCUUUGGGUUUUGGACCUAGUGAGAAACAACAGAAACUACAAAGGAUACCUGAUAGAUUUUUAGUUCCAUCUAAACUGAAAGGCAUCAGUACGGAUAAGUUUAUCAAAGAUGAGCAACAUUCCAUGCGCAUGCACGACUGUGGAGUGUUUGGGUACCGAGGACUGACUGAACACUGCACGCCAGUCUGCCGAUUCAUGAAAGUUAUGCCCUCCGCCAGCCAUAUUGCGGUGCCGGAAAUUGCUGUACAGGAAUCCCCAUGUACCACCGUCGACAAUUGUAGCUAAGAUAAUGGAGUGCAUCUUGCAGGACGACGUGUGUCGCGAGGAAGCCAUGUUAAAGGCGCGGCAUUCCAUCGCGGACAUGCGCAGUCCGCUCGCCGCGCAUGUCGUGGCCGCGCGCCACUCACGCGCACACCA